Messenger RNA from Nannospalax galili (Upper Galilee mountains blind mole rat), 605 nucleotides. RefSeq names its product 28S ribosomal protein S15, mitochondrial-like. The coding region runs from base 74 to 469 and encodes 131 amino acids. Lineage: Eukaryota; Metazoa; Chordata; Mammalia; Rodentia; Spalacidae. The record is from RefSeq and is a predicted model, not a curated record. The transcript has a single exon.
UCUGAGCUAGGUUCACACGCAAGACUCUAGGCUGCACAGGAAGCUCUGGGCUACCCUACACCCACUGGGGCCUAUGGCCUCCAAGACUCCUACAUGCUGCGUGUGCAAUCACCGUUCAGAAACAGUCCAGCCCAGCGAACACAGAGAACCACCCCUUCCCACACUCAUGAAGGACUACAAAAACAUCAUUGCUGGCACGGAUGUUGUGAAAAGCAUCUUGUUAUUGGAAAUGGCCAACCGGAAAGAAAAGCUAAAUAUGAAACAAGAAACGUUGAUGAGCAAGAUUGCAGAAAACUCCGAGGACACCAGAUCCCUGGAGGCUCAAAUUGUUGCCUUGAUGAUCAAGUUCCUGCAAUUACGAAGAACACAUGCAGAAACACUAAAAGGCCAAAGCCCAAAAACGCCAUCUGCAGAUGAGUAUCGACCAAAGGAAAAAGAUGCUCAAAAUCUUCCGCCGGACCAACUAUGAUGUCUUUGGGUAGACAUGCAGGGAGCUGGGGAAUGAAUGCACCAAUCCUCUUCCGCAUUUCCAGGGCGUCCAUCGCUGCUUCACAGCCAUCGCCGCUUCACAGCCAAGAAGGCUCUGUGCAUUCAAGUUUUCCAGA